AUGGCUAAAGUCAUGCCACCCAACAGCGUUAGCCCAUACGAUUGGGAGCAGAAGGAAAACGAUGCGAGACUAAAAUGGCUCGAAGAAUUCCACGAGACCAGGAUGUCGGAAGCCGACAAAAGCAUGGAGGCGCACCGGAAGUUCCACUCGGACGCCAUGAAGGAGGCUGAUGAACGUCUCGCAGCAGCUGAAGACAAGAUUAAGCAGCACCGCAUCUGGCACGCCCAGGCCAUGAAGGAGGCCGAUGAAAGACUCGAUGCAGCCGAUGACAGCAUGGUCAAGCAUCGCGUAUUCCACGAAGAGGCCAUGCGCGAGGCCGACGAGAGGCUGGCGGCUGCCGAGGAUAGCAUCAAGGAGCACAGGAAAUUUCACGCGCAAGCAAUGAAGGAGGCAGACGAAAGGUUGGCCGCGACUGAUAUAAGUAUGGUCGAGCAUCGCAAGUUCCAUACCCGAGCGAUGAAGGAAGCCGACGAGAGACUAGCAGCCGCUGAGGAGAGCUUAGUAGAGCAUCGAAAAUUUCACGAAAUAGCCAUGAAAGAAGCAGAUGAGCGCUUAAAUCAGGCAGAUGACCUUAUGGUCGAACAUCGAAAGUUCCAUGUUAAAGCCAUGGAAGAGGCGGAUGAACGCUUAGAUCAGGCAGACGAUCUUAUGGUUGAACAUCGGAAGUUUCAUGUGAAAGCCAUGAAGGAAGCAGACGAGAGGCUGGAUCGUGGCGGUUGA
This is a messenger RNA of Truncatella angustata, 720 nucleotides long. RefSeq lists its product as uncharacterized. The transcript has a single exon. The coding region runs from base 1 to 720 and encodes 239 amino acids. The record is from RefSeq and is a predicted model, not a curated record. Lineage: Eukaryota; Fungi; Ascomycota; Sordariomycetes; Amphisphaeriales; Sporocadaceae.